AUGGCGGAAAGAGUUGAAAAGAGUAAGAAACGUAAGAAUCAUGCUGAUGGUUCCUCGAGACCAAGCAAAAAAGUUGCAAUCGAGAGUGAGAAAAAUGUUAAGAUUUCUCUGAAAGAUGGUGAUGAAUGGGCGCCUGUGAUUGCAUCAACUCCUGGAUUGGCUAUACCAGCAUCUAUAUCUCUUCAACCAUUCACAAAGUCUCGCAAGAAUGCCCCCCAACGACCAGGACGUAGCGGAGCAAUUGCAACGACAGAAGUCCUUCUCCAUUCCUCAGAACAUCCAAAACUUGAUUAUACUGCACGAGAGGAAGAAGCGGGUGGAUCUGAUACAUUAUUGAAGCAUUAUGUUGGUGUGUACGAUCCAAAGACCGGAAAAUUAGAGGUUAUGGAGGCGCGAAAGAUGGUGGUUCGUGGAAGCGUUAGAGCACAUCAAGCUUCGGAGGCAGAAUUCGCGAAACAAACUAUACGAGAGCUUCGAAACGACCUUGGAGAGACUUUCGGUACUAAGAAGGCGAAGAAGGCUAUUGCUUCCGUCACUGAGAAUGCCAUUUCCGUUAAUAGAGGCUCAAGAUUGGUCGCGAAUGGUGCCAAACCUGCGAAAUUGGAUGCUGCAAAAUCUGCCAUCAUUGCAUCUAUGGCAGAAGCUACAUCUGGCAUGGCAUCCAGGAAAGAUCUCGAGGAACAAGCGGAUGCAGCUAAACCACGACCAAAGGUAGACCUUACUGCGAAAGACAUCAAAGAUGUGUAUACGGUGGACAGUCUCAUUGGAGGUGACAUUUUCAAGUCUGUACCAGUCUUGGAAUGGGAGCAAUCAGUCAAAGCAAAGAAGAACAUCACGACCAAUUCGAGAUAUGUGUCGACGAGAAUCGUCACUGCAGCUACCGCAGGAGUUAACAAGCUCAGGGUCUUGCGAUACCUCCUUCUUUUGUUAGAUUUACAUUUGGCCUGUAAACCCAUGCGAGGCGGAAGAAUGCUACCCAAGCGCGAAGAAAUGAAAUCGAAGUUGGGUGAAAAUAUACCACAAUCCGUCAUUGAAGACAUACGACGCAAGUACUCGGACGCCGGCAUAAUGUCAAAAUUCAAAUCUGAUCUCCUCAUUACUCACGUUUGUGCAUUGGCAUGUCUAAUUGAUAAUUACGAAGUUGAUCUCUACGAUCUCCAGUUGGAUCUGAAGUUGGAGACGAAGGACAUGACACAAUAUUUCAAGGAGAUUGGAGCAAGGGUGGUGGGGCUUCCGGAGACGAGGAGGAAGGCAUUGGAUUUGGACAAAGCAACUGCCGCCCAAAGGAGGACGGCGAAAUUGAAGUUGCCGCUGGAUUUCCCAAGAGUGCCCUUUGGAAGGAGAGGAUGA
This is a messenger RNA of Sclerotinia borealis F-4128, 1350 nucleotides long. Lineage: Eukaryota; Fungi; Ascomycota; Leotiomycetes; Helotiales; Sclerotiniaceae. The record is from the annotation of a GenBank genome assembly.